Etheostoma cragini (Arkansas darter) is the source of this 6687-nucleotide messenger RNA. RefSeq names its product 5-methyltetrahydrofolate-homocysteine methyltransferase (gene mtr). The record is from RefSeq and is a predicted model, not a curated record. Gene Ontology annotation, biological process: pteridine-containing compound metabolic process. The coding region runs from base 153 to 3959 and encodes 1268 amino acids. Gene Ontology annotation, molecular function: methionine synthase activity; zinc ion binding; cobalamin binding. The transcript has 33 exons. Lineage: Eukaryota; Metazoa; Chordata; Actinopteri; Perciformes; Percidae.
GUGUAGAUGUUGCCUCAAGCGGACCUCAAGUCAGAGGCUGCGGGAAAGUAAGAGUUAGCUAGUUGGUUAUUAAAGGUUGAGGGUUAACGGUUAGCGGCUUGGUGUUCUUCAGACGGACCCCAGGGCUGUUUUUGAGGUUGGCUCUUUACAAGAUGGCACCGACUAAUGCCAUUAAAUAUUCUUCAGAAGAAAAAUGCCGAUGUCCAUUAGAGUCCGAACUGCGAGCAGUGCUGCAGCAAAGAAUCAUGGUCCUAGACGGUGGUAUGGGAACCAUGAUCCAGCAGCAUAAACUUGAAGAGAAAGACUUCAGGGGGGAUGAGUUUAAAGAGCACCCUCUUUCGCUGCAGGGCAACAACGACCUUCUCAGUAUCACCCAGCCCAAUAUCAUUUACUCAAUACAUAAGGACUACCUCCUGGCUGGUGCUGACAUUGUGGAGACCAACACGUUUAGCAGCACCUCUGUCGCCCAGGCGGACUAUGGCCUGGAACACAUGGCUUAUCGUCUCAACAAGGCAUCUGCAGAGCUGGCGAGGAAGGCAGCCGACGAUGUCACCAAACAAACUGGUUGUAAGCGUUAUGUGGCCGGGGCAGUUGGUCCAACCAAUAAGACCCUGUCUGUAUCCCCGUCUGUGGAGAGACCUGACUUCAGGAACAUCACAUUUGAUGAGCUCGUAGAAUCCUACACAGAGCAGGUCCGAGGUUUAUUAGAUGGAGGAGCAGACCUCCUUCUGGUUGAAACCAUCUUUGAUACUGCCAACGCUAAGGCUGCCUUGUUUGCCAUCGACCUGCUGUUUGAGAAGAGCUACGAAAGGAAACCUAUAUUUAUCUCAGGGACCAUUGUUGACCGGAGUGGACGUACUCUAUCUGGUCAGACAGGAGAAGCCUUUGUACUGAGUGUAGCCCACAUGAAGCCUCUAUGCAUUGGUCUGAACUGUGCCUUGGGGGCGACAGAGAUGAGGCCGUUUAUUGAGGCCAUAGGAAAAAGCACCACAGCUUUCAUCAUCUGUUAUCCCAAUGCAGGUCUUCCAAACACAUUCGGAGGGUAUGACGAAACCCCACAAGUAACAGCCUUCAAUUUAAAGGAGUUUGCUAUGGAUGGACUAGUGAAUAUUGUGGGAGGCUGUUGCGGCACCACUCCCGGACACAUCAGGGCCAUAUCUGAAGCAGUCAAACACUGUCAGCCCAGAGUUCCUGAAGCUGAUAUUUAUCAAGACUAUAUGCUGCUGUCAGGUUUAGAGCCAUUCAGGAUUGGCCCUUACACCAACUUUGUUAACAUUGGCGAACGCUGCAAUGUGGCUGGGUCACGCAAGUUUGCCAAAUUGAUCAUGGCAGGAAACUAUGAGGAGGCUCUAAGCAUUGCUAAGGCCCAGGUGGAGAUGGGAGCCCAGGUCCUGGAUAUAAACAUGGAUGAGGGGAUGCUUGAGGGGCCAGCAGCUAUGACCCGAUUUUGUAACUUAAUUUCUUCUGAGCCAGACAUUGCACGGGUUCCACUGUGCAUCGACUCCUCGAACUUCUCAGUGAUUGAGGCUGGGUUGAAAUGCUGUCAGGGGAAGUGUAUAGUCAACAGUAUCAGCCUGAAGGAAGGAGAGGAGGAGUUCCUGCACAGGGCUGCCACUGUGAAGCGCUACGGAGCUGCUGUGGUGGUCAUGGCCUUUGAUGAGGAGGGUCAGGCGACAGAUACAGAACGCAAAGUGGAGAUCUGCACUCGAGCCUACAAGCUGCUAGUUGGCAAAGUGGGAUUUGACCCCAACGACAUCAUCUUUGACCCCAACAUCCUCACCAUCGGUACCGGCAUGGAGGAACACAAUGACUACGCCAUCUACUUCAUCAGAGCCACCAAACUCAUCAAGGAGACAUUACCAGGAGCCAGGGUGAGCGGAGGUCUGUCCAACCUGUCCUUCUCCUUCAGAGGGAUGGAGGCCAUCAGAGAAGCUAUGCAUGGAGCAUUUCUCUACCACGCUAUCAAGGAUGGUAUGGAUAUGGGGAUAGUGAACGCUGGGAACCUGCCGGUCUAUGACGACAUAGAUAAAGAGCUGCUGUUACUGUGUGAAAAUCUCAUCUGGAACAGAGACGCGGAGGCCACUGAGAAACUACUGGCCUACGCACAGAAUAAUGUGAAAGGAGCGAAGAAAGUGGUUCAGACGGACGAAUGGAGAGAAGGAAACGUGGAGGAAAGGUUGGAGUACGCUCUCAUUAAGGGAAUAGAGAAGUAUGUGGUGGAGGAUGUGGAGGAGUGUCAGGCUCUGGUUGACCGCUACACUCGGCCCCUUCACAUCAUCGAGGGCCCCCUGAUGAACGGCAUGAAGGUGGUGGGGGAUCUCUUUGGGGCUGGGAAGAUGUUCCUUCCACAGGUGAUCAAGUCGGCUCGUGUUAUGAAGAAAGCGGUGGGCCAUCUGAUUCCUUUCAUGGAGAAGGAGAGGGAGGAGAUGAGGGCAUUAUCGGGGUCAACUGAAGAAACGAGUCCAUUUCGGGCCACCAUCCUUCUGGCUACAGUGAAGGGAGAUGUCCAUGAUAUUGGCAAGAACAUCGUAGGUGUGGUGCUGGGUUGCAACAACUUCAGAGUGAUCGACAUGGGUGUGAUGGUUCCCUGUGAUCAGAUCCUCAGAGAGGCCGUCAAACAGAAAGCAGAUAUUAUUGGUUUGUCGGGUCUCAUCACUCCCUCUUUGGAUGAGAUGAUCUAUGUGGCCAAAGAGAUGGAGAGACUGGGAAUGACAACGCCACUGCUGAUUGGAGGAGCCACCACAUCAAAGACACAUACAGCAGUGAAGAUCUCCCCACGCUACAGUUGUCCUGCUGUCCAUGUUCUGGACGCCUCCAGGAGUGUGGUGGUGUGCACACAGCUCCUGGAUGAGGAAUUGAGGGAGGAGUACUUUGAGGACCUGAAAGAGGAGUAUGAGGAGAUCAGGCAGGAUCACUACGACUCCUUGAAGGAGCGCCGGUAUCUGUCUCUUUCCCAGGCCAGAGGGAAGGCUCUACAUAUAGAUUGGCUCUCUGAGCCCAAACCAGUGUGUCCUCAGUUCCUGGGCACCCGCGUGUUUGAGUGCUACGACCUGAACAGUCUACUGGACUACAUUGACUGGAAGCCUUUCUUCGAUGUGUGGCAGCUGAGAGGAAAAUACCCCAACAGAGGUUACCCUAAGAUCUUCAACGACCAGACUGUUGGUGCGGAGGCCCGGCGAGUCUUUGAUGAGGCCCAGCGGCUGCUCAACAAGAUGAUUGACAGCGGUAGUCUUAAGGGGCGGGGCCUGGUGGGGUUCUGGCCUGCACAGAGUGACGGCGAUGACAUCAGUGUGUACAAAGAUGAAGUCUCAGUACACAGGGACAUGAAGCCCAUCGCUACGUUUCAUGGCUUAAGACAACAGGCGGAGAAGGACAGCUCCAGUUCAGAACCCUACCUGUGUGUGUCUGACUUUGUUGCCCCUGUAGACAGUGAUGUGCCAGACUAUAUCGGCUUGUUUGCUGUGGGGGUGUUUGGAGCUGAGGCGCUGAGUCAGCAGUUCCAGGAUGACGGAGACGACUACAGCAGCAUCAUGGUCAAAGCCCUGGCUGACCGACUGGCUGAGGCCUUCGCUGAGGAGCUCCAUGUUCGUGUGCGUAAGGAGCUGUGGGGCUACAGCACCGACGAGGCUCUGCAGGCCUCGGACCUCCACAGAAUCCGAUACCAGGGCAUCAGGCCUGCAGCUGGCUACCCCAGCCAGCCUGACCACACAGAGAAGACCACCAUGUGGAGCCUUGCUGGGAUCCAGGAGAAGACUGGAAUUUGUCUGACAGAGUCCCUGGCCAUGACGCCUGCUGCCUCCGUGUCUGGACUUUACUUCUCCAACCCUCAGGCCUCAUACUUCGCUGUGGGAAAGAUCACCAAGGAGCAGGUGGAGGACUAUGCCCGGAGGAAAGAGAUGUGUGUGGAGGAGGUGGAGCGAUGGCUGGCUCCCAUACUGGGCUAUGACACCGAGGCGUAGAGUGUGACCACCCCGGUACUAAACUGGACCACCUGAGGGAUCAGAGCAGGGCGCAGUACUGCCACAGAAUCAGGUUUACAGUCCGACCAUUUCUCUGUAGCUCACACAGGUUCUUACUGAGCCUGCUCACACAGGGAUUCCGUGAAAUUACAUAGUAUAUCACGCUAGCUCUUACCAUUUCUCUCAACAUUUCUACUGGACAUUUCAGAACAGUAAAACUGUUUUUUUCUUUCUUUUUAGCUCUCUGUGCCAAAGGUUUAUGACAGACUUUUAAACACUACAGUCCCACACACAUUGUAUGUUAUGAAUGAUCUCUUAAAUGAAUGCCAAGUUUCUAUCAGGUCUAAAAAUGGAGUAAAAUACUACUGAAGUUACAUGACCGUCACAUGUGUCUUCAGUAGUGCUUUGAUCCCGAUUAUUUAGCUCAAUAUUGAGAUAAUUAUUAUUUCAGCACUUAUACCUGGGCUGAGUAUCUGUGAAAGUCAGUCUAAGUCAUGGGCCAACAUGAUUACUGGCUUAGUUUUUGCCUAUUAUUAAAACAGUUUUUAAAAGAUUCAUGUCUCCUUUUACUAAAAGGGGUAAUACAUCUGUGUUUAUGGUUAGUUUAUCUUAAAGGAAUAGUUCAGCAUUUUAGAAAACGUGCUGGUUUCCUGUCUUUCCAAGUGUGAAACGAGAAGAUUAAUAUCGGUCUCAUGUCUGUGUGUUAGUACGGAGCUUGAGUCAGGACGUGGCUAGCAUAGCUUAGCAUAAAGACUAGAAAUAGGUGAAAACAGCUAACCUGGUUCAGCGAAAGAAAACAAUGUGCAUAAGCCUCGGCCCGAAGCCGCUGCGCUGUUUUGAUGUGGUGCUGCAGGGAGAAACCUCUCUCUGCUGGCACACUGGAGACGGGUUUUACGCAUGCUACCUCUGCCAGUUUGACCCUGCUGCUGCUGACUUGUCUUCGCUGGCAACUUCUUGGCUUUAUUUGCGUUAGCCCGGCCGCUGCUUGGUGUUAUGACGUAAUUCACACUAUUUCCCUGUUUGGCCAGGACUUGGGCUUUGACUUCCGCUUGCUUGUCGCCAUUUUUUUGUAAAUCUACGCCAGUCUUCUACAUUCAAUCAGAGCGAGAAUAUGCAAAUGCUACAGUCUAGUCAUUUCUUAAUGAAAGAAUUAGUGCUUUAAUGCUUUAAUUGACUGUCCAUCUCUGGGGCUGUCAACGCUGUGUCUCAGCCAAAAAGUGGAGGGACCGAGCAGUGGCCGCCGGCUAAUGUUACUUAGCUAGCUAUCCAUGUGGACAGAUUGGUAAACUGUACAGACAGUAGAGUUUCUUAUUUUCUCUCUCUGAGCUUCAGGACAAUGACAACAAGAGGGAGUUAAACCACCUUUUAACACUUUUUCACGUUGAUCUUGAGUUGUUCCUCACAAUGGGUUUAUCCUUUCUUUUAAUCCUUUCUCUUCUCCCAGUCUUUGUUCUAUUUCUUCCCGUAUUUCGCCCACUUUAUCCCAGACAUUUAUUCUUUCAAAAACUCUCCUACAGUCCAGUCACCAUCAGUCGCUACACGUGCAUUUUCCUAACCAGAAAAAAAACAGACUGCCCUGCUCUGCCUCUGAUUGGCUAGUAACUUGUUGGCCUCUGGGUCAGAGCCAAUUAGAAGCAGGAAAGGGGGCAGGGAAAAACUCUGCAGUCUCCAUUGUGCAUGGGGAAUAGGGGCGGGAGGCAACGGGCAAGACAAACUCUUACGUUUAAAUAACAUGUAGAAAAUAUCUGCUUGACGACUUAUUACAUUACAUACAUAUUACAUUAUUAUGGAGCUGGGAACAAGCCCAAAUAAGCAACUACACUUUAGUAACAAGCACAAAAAAACUGCAACCCGCAACUACCUAUAUUUGUAAGCAACUUUACAGAAAAACAUGCCCAAAGUCGCAUAUAAUAAGCGGACUUGGCAACACUGGGGGAGACCUGGCAUAACCCGGUAAUUUAGGUUACUGCUGUGCAUGUCGCCGCACUGAAUGAUACCAAACUUGGCAACCUUACAAACAAAUACGAAGUCCCUGCACCUGCCUUUAACUUUGUAUUUUAUAGUGAGCUUUGUACCGAACCAGGCUAGCUGUUCCCUCUGCUUCCACUCUUUAUGGUAAGCUAGGCUAAAAACGUCCUGACUGUGUACUUUAACACACUGACAUGAGAUUGAUAUCAAUCUUUCCAUCUCAUUCUUACAAAUAAAGUGAAUACAUAUAUGUUGACAUGUUCCUUCAAUGCAAACAGCUUUAGAAGAACUUUGCUUCAGUUUUAUUUUUCUUUAUUAAAUUUUCUUUUGGCCCUGGGACGCGUCUCAGUGUGUUGUUUGUGGUUUGUUUGUCACGGUUUGGGCUUCUUAAAUAUCUAAAAAUAGUUUUAAAAAAUGUAAUCACCCAAAAAAACUUUGCUUUAGGAAAAAUAAAACAAAUGAUUAUCAUUAAAAUCAGAAAAUAUCUGAUAAAAGAAUCAGAAAUAAACCCUAAUAAAUCUAUUCCUACAUAAGUGACAAAUGUCAAUACAUGACAGUUUUAAAUUACACUUUUUAGUAAUUGGUGGUACAGACUAAUUCAUUUGUGCGCAAAAUGUAUUGACGUAAACAGUCAAAAUGUAUUUAGUUUUUUUCUUCUAAAAAUAAUUUGUAUUGCUUUUUGUGUAAAGGUUUGGACAUCAGUACCUUUUGCAUGAAGGCUGGAGUGCACACGUUGAAUAGUUAACCCAUUUUCAGUGGC